Molecule: messenger RNA, 977 nt
Organism: Oreochromis aureus
Lineage: Eukaryota; Metazoa; Chordata; Actinopteri; Cichliformes; Cichlidae
Exons: 6
Coding region: 81-977 (298 amino acids)
Source: RefSeq, a predicted model, not a curated record
UUUUUUUUUUUUAUAUGUAUAUAUUUAUAAAUCAAAAUAUAGCUGAUUUCAUUUAAAUGCAGUUUAGUUGAACAAGGAAGAUGAAGGAACUUGUCCUUUUAUAUCACCAUGGACGACUUGUUCCUGAUUACCAGCAUCCAUCUUUUGAGAACUGGGUGGAUCUGAAGGACAGACAGAUCACUGAUGGAGACGUGUCUUUGAUUCUGAAGGAUGUGACCACUGCUGAUAGUGGAACAUAUAAGUGUCGUGUCAUCCAGAGAGGCAGACAACAUAUGAAGCUCAUCAGCAUCAUCUACCUCAGGGUUGGUCCUCCAAAAGGCCGUGGUGUAGAUCCUGUUUUCUUCAACACAGCGGACUCUGCAGCAGAGGUACCUGACUCACAACAGGACACUCUUACAGGCACAGAUCACAAAAUCAUCACCGCUGUGUCUGGACAGGACGUCACUCUGACAUGUCCAGCUCAAGCCCACAUCAUCAUAGUUGUAGAGUGGAGCAGAACUGACCUGGAAGAUGAAGAACUUGUCCUUUUAUAUCAGCAUGGACGACUUGUUCCAGAUUACCAGCAUCCAUCUUUUGAGAACCGGGUGGAUCUGAAGGACAGACAGAUAGCUGAUGGAGACGUGUCUUUGAUUCUGAAGGAUGUGAGACAAGAUGAUGCUGGAACAUACGAGUGUCGUGUCAUCGAGAGAGCUGGAAAACCUUUGAAGCUCAUCAGCAUCAUCAACCUGAGAGUUGGUUCUCCAACAGGCCGUGGUUCAUUCAACACAGUGGAUGGUGCAGCAGAGAUACCUGACUCAAAACAGGACACUCUUCCAGGGCCAGUGAAUAACACCUCUCCUCCAGCUACAGAUCCUUGUCUCUGUGUUGCUCUGUGUACCUGGCCUGACACGGAGGAAGUGCAGCCGCUACUGGGCCUUCUUUACCAGCACGUUGGUGUUGUGGGGCCAGGUGAGAUUGGCAGAGAUGUGGGUGCCUGA